Molecule: messenger RNA, 2028 nt
Organism: Cavenderia fasciculata
Lineage: Eukaryota; Evosea; Eumycetozoa; Acytosteliales; Cavenderiaceae
Product: RabGAP/TBC domain-containing protein
Exons: 10
Coding region: 1-2028 (675 amino acids)
Biological process (GO): endoplasmic reticulum to Golgi vesicle-mediated transport; positive regulation of GTPase activity
Cellular component (GO): endoplasmic reticulum membrane
Molecular function (GO): GTPase activator activity; O-methyltransferase activity
Source: RefSeq, a predicted model, not a curated record
AUGAAAGAACCAAACUAUAUAAAUAUAAGAUCAAGUAAUAAAGACUUUCUAUGUUGUUUGAACCAUGAUCGGAUGGUGCAUAACCUCCGAGGUAAAAGAUUCAUACACGAGGUUGAUAUAGAAGGAUUAAAAAGAUGUUCAAUGACAGAGUUUGGAUUUGUAAACUCUGCUCUACGUAAAAAGAUAUGGCCAUUGUUAUUAGAUAUUGAUUCAGAUCAUAUUAUUAAUCAUCAUAAUGCAAUUGUUGAACAUAAAGAUACAGAUCAAGUAGCAAAAGAUGUAGAAAGAUCAAUGUGGAGAUUUACAAAGGGAAAGUCAAAGUUGAGAGAUCAGAAAAGAGCAGAGUUGACACGUAUCAUCAAUGCAAUCCUUUCAUUACAUCCACAACUUCAUUAUUUUCAAGGUUAUCAUGAAAUUGGUAGUAUAUUGCUGUUGGUAACCAAUGAGACACUAUCAUUUGCAAUGUUGGAGCGUCUCAGUUUAUAUCAUAUCAAUGAUAAUAUGUUACCAUCAUUCUCUGAAGUAUCUAAAUUACUUAGUUUAGUAUUCCCACUUUUAUCUUUACUUGAUAAUCAAACAUAUCAAUUUUUAAACGAUUCACAAGUUCAAUCAAUGUUUACAAUUAGUUGGAUAUUAACAUGGUUUGCACACAACUUUGACGAACUUGAAAAUAUUGCAAGAUUAUAUGAUUACUUUUUAUCUUCUCAUCCAUUAUCUCCUUUAUAUUUUUCUGUUGUUUUGAUUAAUCAUUUUAAAUCAAAUCUACUUGUAUUGGAAUGUUCAUAUGAUGUUGUACAUAGUUUUUUUUCAACAUUACCAGAGGAUUUACCACUUGAUAAAUUAAUCAAACAAACACAACAAUUACUUGAAAAGGUUCCUCCAAAGAAAUUACAAGAGAAAUCUAAAAUAUCAUUAUUACCAGAAUCACCAAUGUGUACAUAUCCUUAUCAAUGGAUGAAAGCAAUGACAUUAAAAAGUAAUGGAGGAGAAAAGAAACCAUUCAAUGUCUACAAAUUUUCAUUUUAUGAAAUGGAAAAUACCAAUAAUACAUCUAAAACAAUAGAAGAGGAUUAUUACAAGAAACAAAUAGAGUUGAUUGAAAUUACACAAGGUGCAUAUAGAUCACGUUGUUUACAUUUGGUUACUAAACUCAAUCUAUCGGCUUUGUUGGCAGAUGAGAAACCUCAUUCUGUUGAUGAAUUGGCUAAAAAGUUGAGAGUGGAUGCUACGACAUUACACAAAAUAAUGCGUGCUCUCUCUACCAUUGGAGUAUUCAAACAUCAUGACCAAGUGGAUGGGGUGUCAUCUAGAAUCUUCUCUCAAUCAGAUUUAUCAAGAAUGUUAAACAAUUCUUUUACAAGAGAUGCCAUUCUCUACAAGAGUGGUGAUUGUUUGUACAAUGGUUGUAGUGAUAUUGGAGAAACUCUCAAAACGGGUAAAGCAAGUGUAGGGAGUGGAAAGGGAUAUUCAACUAUAUGGGAAUACUUUUGGGACAAUCCAUCGGAAUUAUCUCUCUUUGAAAAGGGAAUGACUGGUUUAACAACUCCAUUAAUACCCUAUUUCCUUGGAAUGGCUGAUUUUUCAAAAUUCCAAAUUGUCGUAGAUUUAGGUGGAUCUCAAGGAAUAUUGAUUCAAGAAAUAUUAAAAGAAAAUAAAAAUAUUAAAAAAGGAAUUAAUUUUGAUGUAUUGGAAACGAUUGAAAACAAUAAAAAGUUGGAUAGAACAAAUGUGGAUUCAAGAUUUAGUGAAGUGGUUGGAUCAUUUUUUGAACAAGUUCCAGUCGCAGAUUGUUAUACAAUGAGUAAAAUCAUUCAUGAUUGGGAUGUCAUCAAGUCGAAACAAAUUUUAGAAACCAUCGGUCGAUCAAUCAAACCAAAUGGCAAGGUAUACAUAUUUGACUUGAUUCUUGAAAAAGAUAGAGACUUUUAUACUUAUAGAACUUGGAUAGAUAUUGACUUGUGGCAUAGUUGUAAUGGUAGACAACGUACAGAAAAAGAAUAUCAAGAUUUGUCUUCAUCUGCUGAUUGA